CGAUCCCGUCGCGAGGAUUGCGUUUCUCCUCCUCGGGCCGGCGAUGAAGGCGGGCGGCGGCGCCGGGAGGAGGGAGGAGGCGGCGCUAUGGCUGUGGCUCCUGCUGAUCGCGACCGCCUGCAGCUUCGCGUUUCUCCUACUCAAUCUCCCUGGUGGGGAGCGCACGGGAAGGCCCCAGUUGUCCAUGAAGGAGAUUGGGGAGAUCGCGAGACUCGACGCCCUGCCCGAAGAGAUAGAAGGGCAAGCUGAUGAAAUAGCUGCAGAGGAAGAUGAAAGAAUCUCCAGAUCCUCCCCUAGCACUAAGGAGAAGAUAUGGAUGAUGCAAGAUCAGCUAAUUAUGGCCAGGGCCUAUUUACAGUUUGCUUCUCCACAUGGCAACACACAUUUGGUCCGGGAGUUGAAAUUGAGGAUGAAAGAGAUAGAGAGGGCGAUAAGUCACUCUAGCAGUGGUUCCCGAGUACCUGGAAGCACACUGCAGAAAAUGAAGGCGAUGGAAUUGACGUUAUCCAAAGCCCAGAGAGCCUACCCACAUUGCUCUCACAUGGCACCAAAGCUACGUGCAAUGACAUACAACAGCGAAGAAUUGGUCAGAGCUCAUCGAAGUGAAUCUUCAUUCCUUGAGCAGGUGCCUGUGAGGACAUCACCUAAAGGACAUCACUGCCUAGCACUGCGACUUACUUCAGAAUAUUUUUCUUUGUAUCCUAAGGAACGUGAGUUUCCAAAAAGAUCCAGUAUGGUGAUGGAUGACUUCCAUCAUUAUGCCAUAUUCUCGGACAAUAUACUAGCCAGUGCAGUGGUUAUCAACUCUACGAUUGCUGCAUCAAAGGAUCCAAAAAGGAUAAUGUUUCAUGUUAUAACUGAUGCAUUGAGUUUUCCUGCAAUGAUGAUGUGGUUUCUGACAAAGCCACCAAGUCCUGCCACAAUUCAAAUUGAAAGCAUGGAUGAGUUGAAAUGGCUCCCUGUUGAUUUCAGUUCCAGAUUUAAGCAGAAGGGUAUUCGAGAUCCAAGAUACACUUCUGCACUAAACCACUUGCGCUUUUACUUGCCUGAAGUAUUCCCUUCUCUGAGCAACGUUCUACUCUUGGACCAUGAUGUUGUAGUCCAAAAAGACUUAAGUGGAUUGUGGCAGGUAGAUAUGAAGAGUAAAGUAAAUGGUGCUCUUGAGACAUGCAGUUCUGGCAAUGGCUACCAUCGAUUGGACAACCUUGUAAAUUUUUCUGAUCCAAGUAUCAUCAACAAAUUUGAUGCAAAGGCUUGCAUAUAUGCAUUUGGGAUGAACAUUUUUGACCUUAAGGAAUGGCGUAACAAGGGUUUAACUGCAGCUUAUGAUAAAUGGUUUCAGGCAGGCAAAAGGCGGAGAGUAUGGAAGGCAGGAAGCUUACCACUGGGGCAGCUUGUCUUCUACAACCAAACAGUGCCUCUUGACCACCGGUGGCAUGUUCUUGGGCUCGGUCAGAAUAGCAACACGGGAAGAGAAGAAAUCGAGAGGGCAGCUGUUAUCCACUAUAGCGGGAACCUUAAGCCCUGGUUGGAGAUCUCCAUCCCCAAGUACAAAGAGUACUGGAACAGGUUCCUUGGCUACGACAACACAUACUUGCAGCAGUGUAACAUCCACAAGUAGAGAGCAAUAGAAGUUGUACUUGUUGUGGACGCUCAAGUUUGAUGAGGGAGCAAUCCAUCUGUCUUGAUGCACUUUCAUAUGCUUGGGUUAGCAACACAAGGAACAACAAGGAUAUCCAAUGGACAUAAAGUGAAGGUUGCACAUGAUAAUGCCUUUGGAUGCAUUAGGUUACCUUGUUCCUUUGUGUUAACAACAAAGAGGGUUUGUGACUCCAUGAAUUAGUGCAUGAUGUGAAAGUGGUUUGCACUCUAACUCCUUGCUAUGAAUGAGUAUGACAGAAUUGGCGGAGUCACCAUCAAGAACUCUCUAGUUCUUCUUGGGAAUCCACAUCAACUCGAUGGGAAUCCUUGUAGUUGAGGUAGAACUUGAAGAAUCGGAGCUCGAAGUAGUUUUAGGGACCCACUUGACCAUAGCUCGGGAAGGUUCUUCAUACGAGUCCAACUCAUCUUGUCGCUUUUCUUCCCUUUUUUGCUUGAGGUCUUGUGAAGCAAGAUCAUCUUGAGCUUGUGUUCCCUUGAAGGAAGUAGGAUCAUGUUGGAAAUAUGCCCUAGA
This is a messenger RNA of Triticum dicoccoides, 2173 nucleotides long. RefSeq names its product probable galacturonosyltransferase 6. The transcript is spliced from 8 exons. Lineage: Eukaryota; Viridiplantae; Streptophyta; Magnoliopsida; Poales; Poaceae. The coding region runs from base 44 to 1621 and encodes 525 amino acids. The record is from RefSeq and is a predicted model, not a curated record. Gene Ontology annotation, molecular function: polygalacturonate 4-alpha-galacturonosyltransferase activity.